AAGGUAAAUGCACUGCACACGGAGACCAAGCAGUGAUAUUUGUGGUGUGCCGCAGUUGCCACUAAAGUCGGUCUUAUCGUCUACCUGGCUGGCGGCGACGACAACAGCUUAGCGCAGCCCACUGUGGCGUGGCCAGGUAGGAUCAUGAGGCGAGCGGCUGACAGUGACCAACGCCUUGCUGACUGAUACCUGCUGACCUCGGCAAAAACAUGGAGCAGGCCAAACCGGGGCCAAACGAAAGCCCGAAAGUCAGUCAUCAUCACCGUUCGUCUGCUUGCCUUGACGCACAUUAACGGUGACAGCAAACUGUAAGUGAAGCGGCCAGUCGGGUGCUUACUGUGGUCGGUGGACACCUGGCGAAUCACCAGCCACCCGAGGAAGCGCGGUGACACAGUCUUUGAUUGUCUGUCGACUGGGAGAGAUGAAGUCCGCCGGAGCAUGACCAAGUCACCUGCAGUGCCAGUCUCCAGAAAAUACCUGAUGUUUCUUGUGGCUUAGACUUUGACAAGUGUGUUCAGACCUCACUCAUCCGUGGGCACCGGAAGAUGAUUUCAAAUGAGUUUAAGCUUGUAAUUAGUUCCAGUUAACGACUUUGCUAUUUGGUGUGGAUUCGGCUACAUUAUACUGCAAGGUGUCUGCUCAUCCAGGUACGUGUUAAUCAAUGGAGGAGAGCUGGGAACCCAGCUGUCUACGGGAGGAGGAGUUCGAGGAGUUCUGCGUCUACAUCGUCAACGACAGGCCGUGUGAGACAGUCUGUACCAACAGGGCCCAGGCCUCCCUGCCGCGCAACCUCACGCUCAAACCCUCGCGUGUAAAGCCGGGGGCGCUGGGCGUGUGGAGUGUGGACUACAUCCCGCGGGGCACGAGGUUCGGUCCCGUCACUGGCGAGGUGCUGUGGGACGUGCCGCGCAACGAGGACAGUCCGCGCAAACACCACUGGAAGAUUUUCAAAAAUAACAAGGUGUAUUAUCACAUUCGCACAAGCAACACGACAUGCAGCAACUGGGUGCACUACGUUACCAUGGCGGCAGGGCCCGAACACAACCUGCUGGCCUGUCAGGUGGACCUUCACAUCUACCUGUACACCGUCAAGCCCAUUCCACCCAACGUGGAGCUGCUGGCCUGGUUCUCCAGGGACUACGCUGACCGCAUCAACUGCCCUCUGGCAUCACUGCGCUCCGCGUCAUGCUCGCCUGUGUCCGAGGAGGUGCAAGGCAGCCGACAGCGCCCUCACCCCACCCUACCUUCACCGCGAGCAGCAAGCGUUGCUCACAUCAAGGGCAGCCAGUCGCCGUCCACACCACCUGCUGCAUCGCUGACAGAGGGCGCUGUGCAGCGGGAGGAGGCGGAACGCGUGCUGGACUACAGCGUCACGCGGCGCCCUCGCAGCCCCGCCUCGCGCCCCACCUCGCCAUCCCUAAUUACGGCUACUGAAAUGAAGUCCGAGUCCCCGAACAGAGGAGAUGCGAGUUUGGUGAAUAGCUGCAAUGAGAAUACAAGUGCCCAAUCCCAGCGCCUGUCGCCUCUUGAUCCUAAAACGCCUUCGUCCCCAGCUUCUCUGCCAUCAGUUUCGUCUCAAAAGUUGGUCCAUCGAUCUCCCAGCCCCCCAUUGAGGAACUUUCCUGUGCCUACCCGCUCUGUUCAUCCGCUGCCUCCAGGCCAAGACUUAGACGUGGCACUAUUUAAGAAUAUGAGAGACAGGAGAAGUGAACGCAUUCCCAUGGAGCCGGAAGUGUCCGCCCCGCUUGUUCAUCCUUCCCUUUUGUCUGAUGGCAAACUGAAGGGACUAGAACCUGAAACGGCCUUGAGUUUUCCCACGACACACUACUUGCCCUUGAAGCUGCCGUUGUUUCCCAACAACUUCUUGAUGGAGAGAAGCUACAGCAACAUGCUGGACCCACUCAAGCACGAGUCACUCAUGUCCAAGUACUUUGGAGCCGCUAAGAUAAGCUCUUUGCCGCCAAUGAUAAUGCCUGGUCAUCCCUUUCAAAACAUUUAUCAGUUUUCCCCAAUGUAUCAGCUGACCGCAGCAUCCCAGUACCCUGGUCUCGCCCACUGGCCAAUGUACCCGCCAUUUCCCACCUCUUCCAAUUUGAGCCACGUGACCAGCACCCAGCAUAAUUGUCCACCUCUUACCAUGCCUACCGCAAAUCCGUCGUCAUCUGAACAAGUGCUGAAUCUCAGCAAGCCUAAGUUAGACACCGAGAACCGUGGGUACCGCACCCUGCCGUACCCGCUUAGGAAAAGGGACGGCAAGAUGCAUUACGAGUGUAACGUGUGUCUGAAGACCUUCGGGCAGUUGUCUAAUCUGAAAGUGCACUUGAGGACGCACACGGGCGAGCGACCCUUUGUAUGCAAGACGUGUGCAAAGGGCUUCACGCAGCUGGCGCACCUGCAGAAGCACCACCUGGUGCACACGGGGGAGAAGCCGCAUGAAUGCCAGGUGUGCGGAAAACGAUUCAGUUCCACAUCCAACCUCAAAACUCACAUGAGGCUACACUCUGGGGAAAAACCCUUCGCCUGUAGACUCUGCUCGGCUAAGUUCACGCAGUUCGUGCACCUCAAGCUUCACCGCCGUCUGCACACCAACGAGCGACCCUUCCACUGCCCCCAAUGCCAGCGCAAGUACAUCAGCGCCAGCGGUCUCAAGACCCACUGGAAGACAGGCCUGUGCGUGCCACCCGAGUCCAUGGCCGACUACUCGCUGCUGAUCGACACGGCACUGGGGCUGGAGAAGGACUCACCCGACUGCCUGCACCACCCGGACGACGGCGUGGAGAAGUACGGCCAGUCACAUGCCCCUGACCUCACAGAUGAUGAUAGUUGUCUCAGUUCGGAGCCAGCCAAUGGAAGCCAUUCCGUGGUGUGCCACUCGGACGACAUGGACGUGGAUGGGAGUCUAGACAUGUCUCUGCACUUGAAAGAAAAGGAAUGUUGAGGAAUGUAGUGAAGGUGAUCAUGACAGGAAACAAAGAUCUCACUUGGGCUCAGCACGAGUAGCAGUCACGUCUCUGUGAACACUCACUGCCUUUGACUGUUCACUUUUGAUAGUUCAGCUUUGCUCCCAUGUUUUUGACAUAUCCAUUGGCAUGCUGUCACCAUCCCCUUGCCGGUAAUCACUUGACCAUAUACUUUUUUCAAGGGGAGGGAGAGUUGUUUUUUUUUAAGUAGCAGUGAACCAACAGCGUCAACAAGGUUCCAAUAACACAGGGCGAUUCUGUAGACGAAAAUCACCAAGGACUGAGUGUAGUGAUGUUAUCCCAUCCAGAGUGCUAAAAUCACACAUACACAGAACUUCACUAGACUCCACCCUCUGCAGCACAGUAUUAGUAUUUCACAAACUAAAAUGACUGUCAACAACAAUACUUCCUUGUCGAGCACUGCAAGCUAUUUCCGUAACUUUAGUGUGUUUGUUUUUUGUUUGUUUUUGUUUUUUUUUUGUUAGUGGACUCAGGCUGUAAGUGAACGAAAACACGGGGCGAAAGCACCUUAGAAUCUGUGCACUGAGAUGAAAACUAGACAAACUAUAUAUUCAUGUAUAUUGUUUGUUGGAAAACUGACAAUGUUUCCAGUCGAUUGGUUUCCUGAGAAACGGCAGAACUUUGCUGUUUUCUGUAAACGGGCUUGCGUGACACACUAGGGAAUAGUGUGACUGGUGUGACAGCAAGGUUUUGUGGUCACGCGUGCACCUUGGACACGCAUAAUGACUAGUGUCACACCAUAAAGUACAGUGACACGAACACUGAGGAAACUGGUUCGUUUCUGGACUGCACGUGCUCUGCAAUAAUUCAUGUGUGACGACAUGACUGGGGUUGGCAAGUAAAGUGUCAAUGCUUUCUGAACACACUCCACUGCACCCUAACUAUGCUUGAGAAGUGUAUCGCGCCAUAACGGUCGUGAUGUUGUUUAUUUAUUUAAUUUUUUUUAAAGUUUUAUAAAUCUGCUUCACGUGGAGACAACUGUUACUGUGGCAAAGUCAAUUGAUGCAGACGUCGGUAAGUUAAUAUCCGAAAAAUAACUUUUGUGUAAAAGCAUAGAUUGUUCAGAUGAAACGACAUUUUGUACUCGGUAGCAGUUUCUUCUUUACCAAAGAGGUCUGUCCACAGGUAAUAGUGUAAAGAUACUCACCAUGUGGUGAGAGUCGACUUCAGAUUCCAGUCUUGCCUGCACAUGGUUUUGGGUGCACGACUACUCUCAGUGUGGCUUGACCACUCUUCCUGUGGCUAGGCUGCUCUUAGUAAGACUAGCUACUCUCGGUGUGGCUAGGUUACCACCCUCCAUAUGGCUAGACUACUCUCAGUGAGGCUCCCAGUGCAAUCUUUUUUCAAUUGCUCAUUUCGUGUCUUUAGCAGCGAUGUUUGUGAUGAUCACCGUGUUCAGAAAGCGUACAUUGGAAAUAUGUGUAACUAAUCAUGUAUAGCCAUUACCCUAGAAUGUACAGAAAAUGAUAAGAGCAAAUAUUGUAUGAAUGGGAGUCUGGUUAUUUAUUUGCUGAUUUUCUUUCUGGUUAUUCAGAAAUGUUUGAUCCUCUUUUCUCUCCAUCAUAACCAUUAAAUAUCAUCACCCACUCACAACCAUAAACAUUCGAAAUAUUCAAGUUAGCGUUUGUUUCUGGUGUACAUCCUAGCGAUUUGAAGUUAAUGUUUUCUAAGCCACGAUUUACUCACCUGAUAGACUGUGUGCCGUGUGUUCGUGUGAGCUCAGCAAUACUCAGAAUAAAGUGUGGGUUUGUUUGAAGUGGAGUUUUAUUAAAAACUAUUUUUACAAUUGGAUAUA
This is a messenger RNA of Pomacea canaliculata, 4776 nucleotides long. RefSeq names its product PR domain zinc finger protein 1-like. Lineage: Eukaryota; Metazoa; Mollusca; Gastropoda; Architaenioglossa; Ampullariidae. The record is from RefSeq and is a predicted model, not a curated record. Gene Ontology annotation, molecular function: DNA-binding transcription repressor activity, RNA polymerase II-specific; RNA polymerase II cis-regulatory region sequence-specific DNA binding; histone deacetylase binding. The coding region runs from base 662 to 2938 and encodes 758 amino acids. The transcript is spliced from 5 exons. Gene Ontology annotation, cellular component: nucleus; cytoplasm. Gene Ontology annotation, biological process: cell fate commitment; regulation of transcription by RNA polymerase II.